This is a messenger RNA of Meloidogyne enterolobii, 441 nucleotides long. The record is from the annotation of a GenBank genome assembly. Lineage: Eukaryota; Metazoa; Nematoda; Chromadorea; Rhabditida; Meloidogynidae.
UGUCCCUCAUACUAGAGUACUACCCUCGCUUUUCGGCUAUCACGCAUUUAAAACCCCCGGUUUUUAUUUUCAAUUUUGGGUUAAUACAUAUCAGUUUAAUUUUGAGGGAAUUUUCUAAAAAAAUCAUUAAUUUUCAAAGUAUUUUCGGUUUUUUGUUUCCUGUAUUUACUCGAUUAAUUACCUUGCCUCGAACUCUCGCUGGAGGGGGUACUUGAUUAUGUAAAUACAAAUAAAUUUUAGCGAAAUGGGAAUAAAAUUAAAAAUUUCAAAUUAAUGAAUGGCUAUAUAAUGGAGAAUAUAGAUCCAUUAGCCACAAAUGAUGAUCGAGAAUAUUUGAUGGAAUUUGCUAGAGGGAUUGCCGAAGUAGUUAUUGUAGGGGUUUAUAAAAGAAUAAAAAAAUCUUCUAUUAAUUUUAGGAAGAUAUUUUUGUUAAUACAGUAG